Molecule: messenger RNA, 1449 nt
Organism: Knipowitschia caucasica
Lineage: Eukaryota; Metazoa; Chordata; Actinopteri; Gobiiformes; Gobiidae
Source: the annotation of a GenBank genome assembly
AUGAAGGAGAGGACCAUGAAUAUGGAUUUGUUUGCGAUUCUGGUCCAGCUGUUUGUCCUUGUGCGCACAGCUCAGGGCUCAGAUCUGGAUUAUACGAUGGACAUAUUACAGGACUUGGACCGGUCUCACUCCAUACAUGGGAUCACAGAAGUCUCCGGUCUCCACAACGAGUCCAAGGCCUUUCUCUUCAGAGACAUGUCUCGCUCCUUGCUCCUGCCACCUCCUCUCUCCUCGCGCCUCAAACACAUGUUCAGAGGGAAAUCUGACUUCACCUUUUUAGCCACAGUUCAACAGAAGACGUCCACCUCCGGAGUUCUCUUCUCCAUCCACGACACAGAGAAAAGCUGGUUCGAGCUCCAGAGUUCUGGUAUCCGGGAGGAGCUGGUGUUCCGGUACUGUCACCGGGGCCAGACCCGCUCGGAGCCCCUCCCCUACAGACUGGCGGACGGACGGUGGCACCAUGUGGCUCUGACCGUGUCCAGCAAACACCUGCAGCUGCACGUGGACUGCAACAGGAUUUACGAACGUCUGAUCGACCCUCCUCAGACCAACCUGCCCCGGGGCAGCGAGGUGUGGCUGGGGCAGCACGGCCACAAGCACGGCCUCUUCAAGGGGCUGAUGCAGGAUGUCAAGUUUGUUUUUGCUCCGAACGGAUUUGUCGCUCAGUGUCCAAACCUGAACCGCACGUGUCCCACCUGCAGUGACUUCCUCAGUCUGGUUCAGGGGAUCAUGGACCUUCAGGACCUGCUCUCCAAGAUGUCACUGAAGACGGAGCAGAAGGAGGAACAGAAGGAGCAGCAGACAGAGCAGAAGGAGGAGCAGACAGAGCAGAAGGAGGAGCAGACAGAGCAGAAGGAGGAGCAGACAGAGCAGAAGGAGGAACAGACAGAGCAGAAGGACUUGAAGCAGCAUGAGGAUUGUCUGUCGCUGAGUCUCAGAUUGAAAACUGUGGAUGUGAGAAACGCUGCAGCGUCAACGGCGUUUUCUACAGAGAGGGUCAGAGAGCUGGGCUACGGCACUUUAGAGCUGGGCUACGGCACUUUAGAGCUGGGCUACGGCACUUUAGAGCUGGGCUACGGCACUUUAGAGCUGCGCUACGGCACUUUAGAGCUGGGCUACGGCACUUUAGAGCUGCGCUACGGCACUUUAGAGCUUGGCUACAGCACUUUAGAGCUGCGCUACGGCACUUUAGAGCUGCGCUACGGCACUUUAGAGCUGGAGCUGGGCUACGGUACUUUAGAGCUGGGCUACGGCACUUUAGAGCUGCGCUACGGCACUUUAGAGCUUGGCUACGGCACUUUAGAGCUGCGCUACGGCACUUUAGAGCUGGGCUACGGCACUUUAGAGCUGCGCUACGGCACUUUAGAGCUUGGCUACAGCACUUUAGAGCUGCGCUACGGCACUUUAGAGCUGCGCUACGGCACUUUAGAGCUGGAUAUGGCACUUUAG